AUGCCCACAGUUCCCGCAAAACCAUAUUUAUGGCCUCAAGAUGGCUCCUUUUCACGCUCGUCGACGGCCUUGGUGAUCAUCGAUAUGCAGAAUGAUUUCUGCCAUGAGCAGGGCUAUCUGGUAUAUCAAGGCGGAUCUGUACAACACACCCGUACUGUGAUCCCAAAGAUCGCUCAGUUGCUAGAAGUAUUUCGUGAACGGCAGUUCCCCAUUUAUCACACACGCGAAGGACACCGCCCAGACCUCUCCACACUUUCUUCACGCGAGCACUUCCGUUCGCGGAACAACUCCAGCGGACUCGGUAUAGGCGACCAAGGCCCCCUGGGACGCAUGCUCGUUCGAGGCGAGCACGGACACGAUAUCGUCGACGAGCUGUACCCACUCGAAGGCGAGCCUGUCAUCGACAAGCCCGGGCGCUCCGCCUUCGCGCACACCGACCUCGAUUUGCUGCUGCGGAUACGCGGCGUGCGGAAUCUCGUGAUAUGUGGCGUCACGACGGACGUGUGCGUGCACUCGACGAUGCGCGAGGCGAACGACCGCGGCUAUGAUUGCUUACUGGUCGAAGAUGCAAGCGGUGCUGGUACGGACGGUCUGCAUCGUGCUGCUGUAGAGAUGGUCCAACACGAGGGCGGUAUCUUUGGAGCUGUCGCGACUACUGCAGAUAUUAUGAAGGCUGUCAAAGACUCUGCGAACGGAGGCUAGAUUGGAGGUCUGUCGAUGGCCGAUCUCCUCCCAGGACAUGCCAGUAAUGAAGUUUCGUCGUAUAACUUGUUGCGGUAUGAGGCAGCCUUCGCCUCCAUUUUGUACGAUAACGCCAGUAUUUAUCUCCACGAGAACACGGACCGGCCUGCGCGAUAUACCAGGCUACG
This is a messenger RNA of Postia placenta MAD-698-R-SB12, 869 nucleotides long. RefSeq lists its product as hypothetical. NCBI's taxonomy places the organism in Eukaryota, Fungi, Basidiomycota, Agaricomycetes, Polyporales, Adustoporiaceae. The transcript has 3 exons. The record is from RefSeq and is a predicted model, not a curated record. Bases 1 to 702 code for a protein of 233 amino acids.